This is a messenger RNA of Staurois parvus, 298 nucleotides long. NCBI's taxonomy places the organism in Eukaryota, Metazoa, Chordata, Amphibia, Anura, Ranidae. The record is from the annotation of a GenBank genome assembly.
GGCGAUCGGUGGUCACCAAUCAACAGAGCCGAAAAUAGGGGACAUGUACACUGAUCAUCAGGGCUCUGAUGAUCAGUGUAGCCCCAGCAGUGCCACCUGUCAGUGUCCAUCAGUGCCAGCUGUCAGUGCUCAUCAAUGCCACCUGCCAAUGCCCAUCAGUGUCACAUCAAUGCCACAUAUCAGUGCCUACCAGUGCAUAUCAAUGCCACAUAUCAGUGCCCAUCUGAGCUGCCUUUCAGUGUCACCCAUCAGUGCCAGUCAGUGCCACCUAUCAAUGCCAGUCAGUGCCACCUAUCAG